AUGGCAUUUGCCAAGGAAUCUUUAAUGAACCGCAUGAAGAUCUCAGAUCGCCAUUGUGUCAUGUCAUUUCAAAGUGUGUUUAUAAAAGUUUAUUUUGUUUUAGUCGCCACCAACACGCCGUGUGCACUUCGUUCUUCUAAGUAUGGAUUUGUUUGUUUCUGCAAUGUUACUUAUUGCGAUUACCUGGAACCUGUCAGUCCUAAAGUCGAUGGUUUUGUCCUGACCUCGUCAAGCAAAGAAGGAUUACGUUUUUCUAGAAAAAUAGGUCAAUUUUCUAAUAACACAAUAAAAAUCAAUGACUACUCAGAAUUGAAGGACAUUACCAACGAACCAAAUGUCCAGCUGAUUAAGAGAGGAAACAGAGAAAAUAAAAUUAUACAAUCAAAAGCUUCAAAGCCUCGAGACGUAACUAUUAAAAUUGAUCGAACUAAAAAAUAUCAGGAAAUUGUUGGUUUUGGAGGAGCGUUUACUGGUGCGGUAUCAGAUAAUUUGAAGCAUUUACCCCAAGAAUUGCAAGAUGCAGUUUAUCUAUCAUACUUCUCAAAAAAAGGAAUUGGUUACAGCAUGAUUCGCAUGCCAAUUGGUGGUUGUGAUUUUGAUUUAGAACCUUGGGCUUACAACGAGCUUCCAGAAAAUGAUGUCACCUUAUCUAAUUUUACUAAAUUAAACUAUCUUGAUGAAACCAAAAUAGAACAAAUUAAUCGACUAAAAUCAGUUGCAAAUAUAACAAAUAUAAAAAUUAUGGGAACAGCAUGGAGUCCACCGAAAUGGAUGAAAACUAUAAAUUCAUGGACUGGACUAAAUUUUCUCCAAACAAAAUACUAUCAAACCUGGGCUGAUUAUCAUCUAAGAUUCAUCGAACUAAUGGCUUCUAAAAAUAUGCCGAUUUGGGCCAUCACAACCGGCAACGAGCCAUUGAAUGGCGUUAUCGGUUGGGUUUUUGUACAUUUCAUGAGUCUCGGAUGGACAGCAAGCAGUCAAGCCGAGUGGGUUGCAGAUAAUUUAGGACCGACCAUAAGGAAUUCAAAAUUUAAAGAUGUUAAAAUUUUCAGCAACGAUGAUCAAAGAUACACGUUCCCGUCUUGGUUCGAAUCGAUGAAUGAAACUAGAAAAGAAUCAAUAGACUAUUUAGAUGGAUUAGGAGUACAUUGGUAUUGGGAUGAAUAUUUAGGACCAAGUUUGAUUGAUCAAGCUCACGAACUUAUGCCUAAUAAAUUGAUUUUCAAUACGGAAUCAUCUUUGGGCGAUAAACCUACAAAUAUACACGCACCGUUGUUGGGUUCCUGGAAACGUGCUGAGAAAUAUGCACGUUCUUAUUUGGAGGAUCUUCAACAUUCUUUUAAUGGAUACUUUGAUUGGAAUUUGAUAUUAAAUGAACAAGGUGGACCGAGUUAUGCUGACAAUUUUAUCGAUACUGCAGUUGUUGUAAAUACUACAAGUGGCCAAGAAAUAUACAAACAACCAAUCUUCUAUGUUAUUGGACAUUUUUCAAAAUUCAUUCCCGAAGGAUCAAUAAGGAUAGAUGCUGAACGUUCAAAUACAAAUAUUAACACUGUUGCAUUUGUUCGUCCCGAUGGAACAAUUACUUGUAUCUUCUACAAUAGUGCAAAAGAUGAAGUAGCCGUUACCCUUGUCGAUAGUAUCCGAGGCAACAUCGAAAUUACAAUUCCACCAAAAUCAUUGCACACAAUUGAGUAUAAUUAAGAUUUUUUGACAGAAGUCCAAACGAUUAAAAGAGGCCAAAGAUCAUUUUGAGAUUGCUUUGUGUGCAUGCAUUAUUUGAAUGUGUUUUUAAGACUUGCAACAAAGUCGCAUUGAAUUGAAUUUAAUUUG
Molecule: messenger RNA, 1833 nt
Organism: Eupeodes corollae
Lineage: Eukaryota; Metazoa; Arthropoda; Insecta; Diptera; Syrphidae
Product: lysosomal acid glucosylceramidase-like
Exons: 11
Coding region: 1-1704 (567 amino acids)
Biological process (GO): glucosylceramide catabolic process
Molecular function (GO): glucosylceramidase activity
Source: RefSeq, a predicted model, not a curated record